CCGGCGCUGGUGCCGCCGCUGCGAUCCGGCGGGAUCCAGGGUGCCGCCCGCCCCCGGCGGCUGCCCGCGCCCUGCGCUUUGUGCGAGCGGCGGCCAGCAGCAUGCGGGGGGAGAGGCACCGCGUGGGGAGCGGCGAGGCGGAGCACCCGCGCCGCCCCGGCUGCUGCACCUCGGGGGGCAGGCCCCCCAGAGAGCCCUGAGCGCCCCGCGGUUUCAUUUUCUGUCACUAAUACUUCAAGGCACAGAGGAGCUGGUAAAGGCAUUGCCAUGAAACCUAACUUGAAGCAAUGGAAACAACUCAUGCUGUUUGGGAUCUUUGCAUGGGGUCUGCUUUUUCUGGUGAUAUUCAUCUAUUUUACAGAUAGCAACACUGCUGAACCAGUUCCAAGCUCCUUUGCCUACAUUGAAACUAAGAGGCUUCUGCCUCUUCAGGGCAAGCAGAGAGUCAUCAUGGGAGCCAUUCACGAUCCAUCAUUUUCAGAAACCAUUGAUGGGAAUGAGGUACUUCUUAAUGAAGAUCUCUUAGGUACAUUUAAAUCUGGGACUGGAAGUAUUAAGAAAUGGACUGAUUUGGAAGAUACCUUUAGAAGUGAAGAUGAGUUUUUUCCAUCCCAGAUAGGAAGAAAAUCAAAAAGUGCUUUCUACCAAGUGAACGAUGAUUAUUUAUUUGCUGCUGGUCAGCCUCGGUCACACAACCACCUUCAAGAGAUAGCAAAAUUCAUCUCAGCAGAUGAGGAUAAUCCAAAAGUAAAUAUUUUACAGAACAACUGGAGCCAUCAGAGAAGAAUGAGGAGAAGGAGCACAAAGCACAGGAGAAGCCAGAUGCUUGAGGAAUCUGAUGACUGGGAUGGGCUAUAUUCCACAAUGUCGAAAUCCUUUCUUUACAAGCUUUGGAAAGGGGAUGUCUCUUCCAAGAUGCUAAACCCUCGACUGCAGAAGGCGAUGAAAGAUUAUUUGAGCACCAAUAAGCAUGGGGUGCGGUUCAAGGGGAAACGAAACUCCAAGUUGACAGGAGACCAGCUAUUCUGUGAGCUAAAAGAAAGGGUGAAUGUGAAAACAAUAGAUGGCAAGGAGGCUCCCUUCUCCACUCUUGGAUGGGAAAAGCACGUUCCCCAAAUUCCACUGGGCAAAUUGUAUACACAUGGCUUUGGGAGCUGUGCUGUAGUUAUGUCUGCUGGUGCCAUACUGAACUCCUCUCUGGGGGAUGAAAUAGAUUCUCAUGAUGCUGUUCUAAGAUUUAAUUCUGCUCCAACACGUGGCUAUGAAAAAGAUGUUGGAAAUAAAACAACCAUGCGGAUCAUUAACUCUCAGAUUCUCACCAAUCCAAACCAUCACUUUGUUGACAGCUCCUUGUACAAAGAUGUUAUCUUAGUAGCCUGGGAUCCUGCCCCCUACUCUGCAAAUCUGAAUGUGUGGUAUAGAAAGCCAGACUACAAUCUGUUCACUCCCUACGUACAGCAUCGCAGGAAGAAUCCAAAUCAGCCGUUUUACAUUCUCCAUCCAAAGUUUAUAUGGCAGCUCUGGGACAUCAUUCAGGAGAACACUAAAGAGAAGAUACAGCCCAACCCUCCUUCUUCAGGUUUUAUUGGUAUCCUCAUCAUGAUGUCCAUGUGUAACGAAGUGCACGUAUACGAAUACAUCCCUUCCGUUCGACAGACCGACCUAUGUCACUACCAUGAACUCUACUACGAUGCAGCUUGUACCUUAGGGGCCUACCACCCACUGCUCUAUGAGAAACUGUUGGUGCAAAGGAUGAACAAAGGUUUGCAGGAUGAUCUGUAUCGGAAGGGGAAGGUCAUUUUGCCAGGAUUCAAAGCUGUCAAGUGCCCCAAACGAAAUAAUUUCCCACACUUGUAGAGGAGAGUCCUUCAGAAACAAUGUGCAAUAAGGUACUACUGUCGUACUAUAAACAAGAGAAGAAUACUUGAAAAAUGUAUCUUAGACCAAUCUAGUCUUGAGUCUAUAAAUUGUAAUUAAGUAGCAGGCAUGAGAAAUACUUCUUUUCUGAGCCUGAGUAUUUAUUACUGCUUUGCAAAUACUUAAAAAAAGGCUUAACUCACGAAAGGUGCAAAGGACAUACUUAGGCAGAAAUAUAAUGUAUUGUUGUGGGUGUGAAUGUCAGAAUUUGUCAGUGGUCUCUUGUGCCACAUAUGCUAGACUGUAACUUUUUUUUAAUGAACUUAUUUAACUGUCAAAUCUGGCAUUGUGAAACAGCCUCUAUUGUUCAUGUACAGAGCAGCCAGUUGAACAAUGCAGUGUUUCUCAUGGCUCCGUGGGGUUUUCACACUCUCCAAGAAUGAAGUAAUCGCUACUCUGAGCUGUGCAGUCAUUGACUAGAGUAGACUUUUAAUUCCUGUUCAUACGCAGGCUCAAUUACAGGCCUCCAGCUGCAUAGGGGGCCUUAUGGUGGCUAUGAAGUCAGUGCAGAUAGAGAAGGCUGUACACACAGCUAAAACAGUUAAUUGACUGGAUGUACUCCCGAUGCCAGAUACCCACGCUCACACUGAAAUGCCCACAUAGGGCAGAAGGAAGUCAACAAUGUUUCUUUAGAGAGCAACAGACAUAUUUGUAACCCAUUUAGCAAAAAACCUCUCCCUGGGAGGCAUAUCAGGGGGUUGUGAGAUGGAAAUUUUAUCGUUCCCCUGGUCUGCACAGAUAAAGAAGAAAAAGAGAAAGACAAGGGAGGCUGGGCACCAUUAACCUACCACGCUAAAAGCAAGCAUAGACGGAGCUUACCUUUCUGCAGCAAAGAUAGCAUUCAGGAUUACAAACAUUAUUUAUGAGGAAUUUCAUUGAGCUCUGACUCAAACUCACUUGUUCACAAGUUACUGCUGUUAAGAAUAUAUAGGGAGUGGAUAUCACAAUUUUUUAUUUAAUGUUUGAAAGACUAUACCCCAGAGAAGCUGCAGUGCUUGCAAAAAACCUGACUACGGAUUGCGUAUGGAGAUAAUUCGGUAUUUUCCUUCAUAACACACAAUGAAAAUAUUCUCUUAAGGCACCUCUAAAAAUCUGCCUGGUUGCUAAUAUAUUUAAAAUGCUAUUUUCCACAGCAAGACUUCAGUCUCAGAUUUUCCAAGCAGCAGGAGGUUAAUAUUCUUUUUUUUUUUCACACAGCUGCACACUUUCUUUUAGGGUAAGUUCAGCAGGAACGUAUGCACACAAAAGCACGGCUAUAUCGUACUCGUGUCCAUUCAGUAAAAAGACAGACAACUCAAAGAGGCUCUGAAAAGAAUAACUGAGUGGUUGUGGGGGAAAGUAAUUUUUGUGUUUUGUCUUAAGCAACAGAAAGGCAAAAGAGUACAAAGAGCAUUAAUGACUUAUUUCCUCUUCAACAGUAAUGUAAGUAUAAUCACAAAAUCCUUUUUCUCUCGCUGCUCUUUGGGUCUGAUGGAUUUCCUUCAUCAGAAGUGAAGAGUAUGUGUCUUACAUAGGAUUUACCCUUCUUUUUCUAUGUAGUUUCUUAAUUUGAGCUUUAUGAUCCUCUAAAGAGGAUUCCUCAACAGAAAGUAUGUCCAGAUGAGCUAAAAACUGUACUUCUGUGUUAUGUGGAUACUUAUGUCCAUAAAUCAUUUUGGUACAUGUCAAAAUGUAGAGGUUUUACUCAUACUAGCCUUAGACUCUGGAUAUAUUACAUACUGAUUUCUUGAUAGCACCAUGAUUUAAUCUUGUAGAGAAUAGAUAACCUACAUAGACCUAAUUAUUUUUCCAUAUGUUUAGUACCCUGUUUGCAAAACAUAGGAAGUCUGAACAGUGCAACCAAACAUGUCUCUCCUGUGUGCAGGGUUAGCUACCAUAUGUUUGUAAAGGAAGGCAGUUGAUCAGCUUUCUAGGACUAGUGAAUAUCCUGCUUUUCCAAGAGCAGGAAAUUCUCAAGUUCUGCAAAUAAAA
Messenger RNA from Neopsephotus bourkii (Bourke's parrot), 3888 nucleotides. RefSeq names its product ST6 beta-galactoside alpha-2,6-sialyltransferase 2 (gene ST6GAL2). Gene Ontology annotation, molecular function: sialyltransferase activity. NCBI's taxonomy places the organism in Eukaryota, Metazoa, Chordata, Aves, Psittaciformes, Psittacidae. The record is from RefSeq and is a predicted model, not a curated record. Bases 268 to 1857 code for a protein of 529 amino acids. The transcript is spliced from 6 exons.